Molecule: messenger RNA, 2781 nt
Organism: Apus apus (common swift)
Lineage: Eukaryota; Metazoa; Chordata; Aves; Apodiformes; Apodidae
Product: E3 ubiquitin/ISG15 ligase TRIM25-like
Exons: 9
Coding region: 596-1882 (428 amino acids)
Molecular function (GO): zinc ion binding
Source: RefSeq, a predicted model, not a curated record
AUUCCUGUCCUGGAGUGCCUUUCUGGGAGCCCUCACCAGCCCCCACUCCCUUCUCAGCCGGCUGCAGGUAGGAGACCUGCCUCAGGAAGUCCCAGUCAGACUUUCCCCUGGGUUCUCACUGUUGUUCCUUUAGCGGAGCAGCUGUAGUUGUUGUGGAGAAGAAUCAGACAAAGCAGCGGGAAUUCCUGGGAAUUACCCCUGCCAGGCCUGUACUCUUCUCAUGCAGGGUUUCUCUUUCCUGUGGCUGUCCCUGCCAUGGGAUGGAGGAUUUUUCCAGGAGGGCAGAGGGCUGCAGGAGGCUUGUGCAACUCGUUCUCUCCCUUGCUCCCACCAGCACGCUGGGGCUCACACCUGGGGUGAUGCUUCCUGAGACCACACAGUGACUGAGGGCAAACAUCUCGAAGCAGCUGCCAUGGCUGACAUGAGCUGUUUGUGGGUGGAGCCCAGCACAGGGAGUGGAUCUCUGCAGGCCGGCCACAGGGCAGGAAGGAAGUACUUGCAGCCUCUGGGCUGUGUGUCCAACCAGGGCACAGUGCCAAGGACGUCCUUUUAGUUUCGAUUCUCGCAGACUGGCUAGCGCCCCGUUUCUGCACUCAUGGCAAAAGCUAAGGAAGAAUAUGGAGGGGGUGCUAGCCUGGAGGAGGAGCUGACCUGUCCCAUCUGCCUGGGCAUUUACAGCAACCCUGUGUCCCUGAGCUGUGGUCACAGCUUCUGCAAGAAGUGCAUCCAGGAGGCACUCGGUGUCCAGCAGCAAUCCAAGAUCCCUUACUCCUGCCCGCUGUGCAAGCUGUAUCUGGGGCCUGUCCUGGAGCUGCAGAAGAAUUUUCAGCUUUGUAGCAUUGUGGAGGCAUUUCAGGCCACGACUUCCAAAGAACAACAGGGCAAGGGCUCUGCAGAGGAGAAGAAGGACGUGGUUCUCUGUGACUUCUGCCUGGAUUUGCCCCAGCCAGCAGUGAAAACCUGCCUGAUAUGUGAUGCGUCUUUGUGCCAGGGCCAUCUGGACAAACACAACACCAAAGCUUCCCAUGUCCUGGUGGAGGUGGGUGCAGGUGUAGCCGAGGAGAGAAGAUGCCUGGAGCAUGGCAGGCUGCUGGAGUGCUACUGCCAGGACGAGGAGCAGUACAUCUGUACGCUCUGUUCCAUCACGGGAUGUCACAGGGGCCACAGCAUCAUCACCCUGAAGGAGGCACAUGACAAACAGCUGGAUAAACUCUCAGACACCGUGACGUGGCUGCAGGAAUGUAAAGGCGCUUUAGCUACUGCCCUACAAGAGCUUCAGGAAAGUGAGAUUCAGCUCAAGACCAAUACUAAAAGAGUGACUUCUCAGCUGCAAAAGCUGUUUGAAAAGAUGAAGACGGAGAUAAUUCAGAAAGAAAAGAAGAUCCUGAGUGACAUCCAAUCCAAUGAGGAAAAACAACUGGCAGAUGUUGCCAAAGCAAGGAAGGAAAUGGAACAGAGGAGAGAUGAGGCUAUGCAGCAUCUUCAGGCUUUGCAGAAGAUGAGAGAGCAACCAGAUAGUUUCCUCUUCCUCAAAGAAUUUAAACUGGCCAAGGACAGGAUUGCGAGUCAGGAUUUCAGUAUCCGUGGGAAGGACGUGCUGGUAGUGCAGCUGGAUCAGACCAGGAUCAACCACUUCCUGUGCCUGACCAGUGACGUCACAAGUGGCCUGGACUUGCUGCUGCAAAAGCUGCAGAGUGAACUCACCAACCAAAUUAAAUGGAACAGUGGGGCUUCAGAUACCGGUACCUCUUCAAACUCACAAAACCUACCAAAAGGAUCAGUGCACUUCGACCAGUCGUUUUCGUUUGGAAGGGGUGGACGAGAUAUUCCUUCAAGUCCCUUCUUUCCUUCAAGUCCCUUCUCUCCUUCGAGUCCCUUCUAACCUGUGAAAGAAGAUUUUGUUUCCCUGUUUCUUCCAUGAAGACAUGAGGUACUUGAUGUUCCAAUUGUUCCACAGCCAAAGCCUCUAGAAGAGCAAUGAAAAUGCUGUAAUGACUGUUACUUAGUUCUGAGGUUUCUUAUUAGGUUUCUGCAGAAUGUCCACACAAAACACUCCUCUUAAUGCUUUUGUCAUAGACAUCGCUCCUCACAAGGAUUCACUCUGGUAUUCUUGGAGUCACCAUACACUUCAAACUAAAUUAAAACUCCUGUGGAAGUCCCUAAGAGGAAUGUGAAGUCAGAUCCACUGGUGUUUCGACUGUGGGUAGCCAGGGGAGAGGGAAGGAGCUCUUUUAACUUUUUUUGCAACUUGCCUGUUCAGCUUACCAUGACAUCUACUUAAACCCUCGUGGAGAGGGUAAACAUCGACUGUUGGAAAUACUCUGCAUUUCUACAGCAAGAUCUAUAGCAUUUGCCUAACACCAAAAGACACGAGCACGGAUUCUGCAGGCUCAAAGUGGCCUCCCUUUCUCUGACCAUAUAUUGAUGGGCUUUUUGGCCACCUGAGGUUCCACCUGAAAUGUAAAUAUUAGGCAAUGCUUGAUUGCAGGGAAUGUCUGCUUUUCUGUGCAAAUGCCAAAGUAAAGACCGACAAGGCUGGGUACAGCCCCUCCGCCCCUGAACCUCCAGUCCAGAGAUAAAAACAGAGUACUGAACAAAAACCUGGGAUUUUUCAGUACUGACACUAUCAAAGAUCCUCUCUCCUUCCCAUUUGGAAGCACCUCCCAGGCAGAUCUAGACAGCAGAGCAAACGAUACGGAGGGUUUUUAAAAGGCUGCUUUUUAAUCAAUACUGCUGGUCCUGCAAUGUAUCAAUAAAGUAUCAAUAGUGGCGGCACCCCAA